This is a messenger RNA of Mytilinidion resinicola, 954 nucleotides long. RefSeq lists its product as uncharacterized. The transcript has a single exon. Bases 1 to 954 code for a protein of 317 amino acids. Lineage: Eukaryota; Fungi; Ascomycota; Dothideomycetes; Mytilinidiales; Mytilinidiaceae. The record is from RefSeq and is a predicted model, not a curated record.
AUGGACGCGUAUACCGUCCGCCCGUGCCCUAUCUGCCAAUCCGACCACUGGGUCCUCACCGAAGACGACGAGAAAGGCCUCUGGGCCCUCUUCAGCGAUAUGGCGUCCCUCUCCACCAUCGAGAGGGAAAAGCUCCGCGAAGUCCUCCAAGACAUGUCCGCAUCCAAAACCUGCGCGAGCCAGGCCGCCGCGCGCAACGCGCUCGCAGCCGCAGAGCAAGAGCGCGACGACCAGAUCAAAACAAUCGCAGAACUGGAGCGCGAGCGCGACGCCAAGAAGAAAGCAAUCGCGGAGCUCGAGCGCAAGCUGCGGGGCCAAGAGCGCGCGCUCAAGCAGAACGAGGACCUGCAUAUGGGAAUCGAGGAGAAGUGGGAGGAGGGCAAGAAGGCGAAGGACAAUCGGAUCGCUGCGCUCCGGUACGAGAAUAUGCAGCUGGCGAAUCAGCUUGAGAGGGCCCAGGGACGGGAUCGUGCGCCAAUUUCUGCAAACAAUAAUCAGCGUCAUGGCCUCCAGCGUCGUGGCCAGGGCGUUGCGGAUCUCCGUCGCAAGGGUUUCGUGGGCGCUGCUCCGACGGGUAUUGCGAAGUCCAGACAUGCGGUUGCUGCUCCAAAGCCGGUGCGCAACUUGCGCGAUAGGGCGGUGUCGCCGCUGACGGGCGUCAAUGUUCACCCUCUACCCACAAAUCCGACAGCCCCAAAGAACGAACAUAAUCAGCGCCAUAUGGCUCCCCGUGGCGGCGACCAUCAGGCCAGCGGAGGGAGGGGUCGCAAGCUGACGUGCAAGAAGUGCUAUGCGCUCAAAAUAGACUGCAGCGGCGGCUAUCCAUGCAAGCUUUGCAAGCAAGGUCAACUGACUUGCAAGUAUAGCGUGUGCGCCUACUUCAACACGGAGAUGGGCUGCGUGAACCCGGAUUGCGGCUUCAUCCACGAUGAGAAGGGUUACCGGGUUCGUUAG